Molecule: messenger RNA, 458 nt
Organism: Anoplophora glabripennis (Asian longhorned beetle)
Lineage: Eukaryota; Metazoa; Arthropoda; Insecta; Coleoptera; Cerambycidae
Product: cytochrome c oxidase subunit 6C-like
Exons: 3
Coding region: 113-355 (80 amino acids)
Source: RefSeq, a predicted model, not a curated record
AAAUAAAAACUGCGCAACCGCAUAUUCAAACGGACUCCAACGUAGUGCAAGUAAGUUUAAGUUGUUCCUUGUGAUCGUGUUCCUGUAGAUUCCAGGCGUCCACUUGUCCACGAUGUCCGAGGUAACGACGAAAAUUUCCAAGCCAAACAUGCGUCGAUUGCUCUACAAUCAGAUCAAAAAAAAUUUGAUUGCCACUGGUGUAUCUGUUUUGAUCGCUGGAGUUUACAUGAGAUUUGUUUUCAGCGACAACAAUCGACGCGAUUACGCAAAUUUUUACAAAUCAUACGACAUUAAUAAGGAGUUUGAAACAAUGAGGAAAAAAGGACUCUUUGAUUCCUGUGAUCCAGAAGAUUAAAAAGCGCUGUAGUGGAUAAUUUAAUACAAAGUAGUAAUGUUUAUUAGUUAUUAAUAAAUACUAUAUUUUUAAAAGUAUUCAAUAAAACAUACAUAACUCAUAA